Molecule: messenger RNA, 1260 nt
Organism: Symbiodinium necroappetens
Lineage: Eukaryota; Dinophyceae; Suessiales; Symbiodiniaceae
Source: the annotation of a GenBank genome assembly
AUGGAUCGUCGCUUGGUCGAGCUCGGUAGCCUCAUCCAGGGGCUGAAAGAGGAGCACUUCGUUCAGACAUUUGCCACCGAGAGAGGCCAGCGUACUGUGGCACUCGGCGCGAAACGUGCGCUGGCCGCAGCAACGCAGCUGGAGCAGGAGGGAGAAUGGAGCAAGUGCAUGCAGGGUCUCGGCCUGGACAUGGAGAGCAGGCUUAACGAGGAGCUUGCUACUAUGACCAGGAGGAUGGAGGAGCAGCAGCAAUAUGUGGAGCAGUUGGGUGCCCGGCUGGAGGCUGCCGCCGGAAACCGGCUGGCAGUCUUCGGCCUCGGUACAUCCCAAGGGACCGAAGUCGCAGAGACCCGUCUCGAGACGAGGUUGACCAGCCUGGAGCAUUCGCACCGAAAGCUGGCGCUGGGCACCCACCGUGCCCUGCGCGUGGCACUGUCCGUGCGCGAGAAGCAGGACGACUUGGAACAAGAGGAGGAGUUUGAGAAAUGGUUUGGCAAGGCGGAGGAUCUCGAGAUGCCUGAGGACUAUCAGCAGCGUCUUUCGGAACAGGACCAGCGGCUACAUAAGGUUCUAAGCAUCUGCGACCACCUUGUAGAGCGAGUCCAUGACGCUGGUGCGUCGCUGCAGGCACUCUCGCAUCAGCAGCAGGAGCUGAGGGCCAUCGCAGGCAAGGGCGAACCUCAUGCUGCCUUGGCUUAUGGCGAAGAGCUCCGAGAGAAGGUAGAUGAGCUCGAAGCGCACCUGUAUGGUUUGGCAGCCCAGGUUCAGUCCCAGGUUGAUCACAAAAGCAAAGUGACGACCUUGAACCUCAUGGACCAGCACCAGGAACGCCAGCAGUCCCGCACUUUCGAGAGCUUUGCCUUGGCACUCGAAGGCCUGGAUGCUCGGCUCGAGCGUGGGCUCGGAGAACACGGGCAAAUCCUGGACAUGCUACAGGGCGGACAAGACGAACAACAAGUUGCGCUACGUCACCUCGCACAAAGAUUGCCGGAGGUGGCGAGGCGUUUGGAGCAGUUGUGGGAGCAAUGCCAAGUCUACUUCCCGAGGCUUCAGGAGCAAGAGGUCCACUUCGGCUUCCUGCGGGCCAGCUUCGAGGCCCAUAAGCAGCAGAUGCUGGACUUGACUGACGGGCUGCAGGAUAAGUGCAAGCAGAGCCAAGGUGCGAAGAAGCCAUGGAAGGAGGUUCGCUACCUGCAAGCAAUGGUCAGUUCAGGGUCCUGGCCAAGGCUUUGCGUGAAGCGACAGGCUCUGUUGAAGUAG